Owenia fusiformis is the source of this 2704-nucleotide messenger RNA. Lineage: Eukaryota; Metazoa; Annelida; Polychaeta; Sabellida; Oweniidae. The record is from the annotation of a GenBank genome assembly.
UCGCAAAAAAGUUUUUAAAAGUUUGAACAGAGAUUGGAAGAUCUCAAGUGUGUUGCAGAGAUGCUCCACUGGCAGCUUCUAUCCUUAAAGAGGGUUCUCCUUCAAGCUGAAAUACUAUGCUGUCUUCAGUCAAGGAUCAUCCUCCCUUAAUGUAUUCUGGAGGUUUUAAGGAAUUUGAACUGGCAUUGACCUAUUGAAGUCCUUUGCACUGUAUUGGCCUACUAAGAUGCUUUGGUCUUAUUGCCACAUGUACAGUGUUUCAGUAUGACUGGACAUUACAGUAUUCUGCAGCUCAAAGUAAAUCAGAGAAACAACUUUACUCAAGGAAUAAAAGAACAGAUAUUUAGUACCAGAAUUGCAAGAAGCAUAAGUGAAGAAAGGAUGGGACAUAUGGACGACUUGACAACUUUUGGAUAAAUAUUUGGAGAAGACAUAAUAAACUUAUAAAUUAAAGGAUCUGAUGUGUGUGAACUAAUUAAAUGUGUAAUUGUAGAAGCAGGUUUUGACGGCUCUUUGCAGGAUUAUGUAAUUAACUUAAACAUUUUCCACAUCUACUGCACUGCACUGCUCUUUGAUAAAGUGCAGCUUAGUUGCUGCAACCCAGCAUAGGCAGAGGUGUACCAAACAAGUUUUCAGUAUUACUAUGAGUGUGAAACAAGGUUAUCAAAUACAUGUAAGGACUGAUUUCCAAUGAACAUUGAACAAAAAGAAUCAUAAAAAGUUUUCUACAUUAUUGUUUUCUCCGUAAAGUCACCACUACAGUAAUCAUGAGUGGUUUUGGAGCCGCAGAUUAUGUUGUGUUUGUUCUGGUGCUGUUAAUCUCAGCAAGCAUAGGGAUUGUGUAUGCUUUUAUUGGAGGAAAGCAAAAAACAACUCAAGAAUAUUUACUUGCUAAUCGACAAAUGCAGGUGCUACCAGUGGCGCUAUCUUUACUAGCCAGCUUCAUGUCUGCUAUCACGCUACUAGGGACGCCAUCAGAAGUCUACACAUAUGGAACACAGUAUAUGAUCAUUGGGCUGAGCUACUUCCUUGUGAUCCCUGGUGCUGCACAUAUUUACAUCCCAAUCUUCUAUAACCUUGGCCUAACUUCAGCUUAUGAGUACCUGGAGUUGAGGUUUAGUAAAGGUGUGCGACUUGCAGGAUCUAUGACAUUCUCCUUGCAAAUGAUUCUGUAUAUGUCAGUUGUCCUUUAUGCCCCAUCUCUGGCACUUAAUGCAGUAACGGGAAUAAAUGUUUGGGCCUCUGUCAUAUCAGUGGGGAGUGUUUGUAUAUUCUACACAACACUGGGUGGUAUGAAGGCUGUUAUGUGGACUGAUGUGUUCCAAGUGUGUAUGAUGUUUGCUGGACUCUUUGCUGUGUUAAUCAGAGGGACAAUAGAGGAAGGAGGCUGGAGUAGGGUAUGGGAGAUUGCACAACAAGGGGAACGCAUAGAGUUCUUCAAUUUUGACCCAAAUCCUGGUGUACGGCAUACAUUCUGGUCACUUGCCAUUGGUGGCUACUUCACAUGGGUUGCCAUAUAUGGAAUAAACCAAGCAAUGGUGCAGCGUGCGAUAUCAACCCCAACUCUACGUACUGCUCAAAUAGCACUAUGGAUCAACCUCCCUGGACUCCUCGGCCUGAUGAUAAUCUGUUCCCUUUGUGGACUCCUCAUUUAUUCCCGUUUUCAAGACUGCCACCCAAUUGGACGGGAAAUAAUGGCUGCAGAUCAGCUUUUACCACUGUAUGUGAUGAAGAUCUCCACCUGGUUGCCAGGGCUACCUGGAUUGUUUGUGGCGUGUCUCUUCAGCGGAGCACUAAGCACUGUUUCUUCAGGUCUUAAUUCCCUCUCAGCUGUAGCUUUAACUGAUCUCAUCCGUGCAUACUGGUUCAAAGACAUGACAGAAGCAAGGGCAACACUAGUUGGGAAAAUAGUUGUUAUCACAUAUGGUUUAGUGAUGAUAGCAUUAACAUUUGUGGCUUCACAGCUUGGAGGAGUAUUACAGGCUGCCCUUGCAUUGUUUGGUAUGAUUGGGGGUCCUCUCUUGGGACUUUUCUCAUUGGGGAUGUUUUUCCCUUGGGCUAACUGGAAGGGAGCAUAUGCAGGUCUAUUCACUGGGUUGUUUCUCUCAUUCUGGAUAGGUAUAGGCGCACAAGUUGACAAGCCUGUCAUCCCUAAACUGCCAGUCUCAACCACUGGUUGUCCAGUGUUGAAUGCAACAUCACUUAGUACCAAUAUGAGUGUAUUAGCAACUGCAUCUGAUGAUUUCAUAGAGUCUACAGGUCCCAAGAUAAGUGAUCUCUACACACUGUCCUACAUGUGGUACAGUGGUAAUGCUGUUAUAACUGUUGUGGUGGUGGGGAUAAUUGUAAGCCUUAUAACAGGUAGGACUGACCCUAGCACUGUAGAUCCUAGGCUAAUCUUUUCUGUUGGAGACAAGUUGUUCUGGUUUCUUCCAGAAACUAUGAAACACAAGCUUCGCUUUGGAGUUCCAAAGCUAGAGCCGAAUGACAUUAAUGACAUGAAAAAGAUUGACCAACCUAGUGCCAAUGGUGCUGAAAAUGAGGCCUUAUUUGGUAGUGAAACACAGUCAGGUUUACCCAACCAUAAAACCAGCCAAGACAAUGUCAGUCAUAUAUCAGCAUCAUCUAGCCACUCUCUACAAUUAGAAACUAGUAUGUAACUGAUAUUAUGAAUAAGAGGCUAGUAUGUAACUGAAAUUAUGAA